CCACGCCAAAGAGCAUAGAUUAUAAACACUUAUUAUUUGAGAACGGUUUGUUUCGGUUAAAACAUGUCGAAGAUUCAUGAAGCUUUGGCGCCCAUUUCCUGGUUGGAAGGCCGUUGGUCCACAACUGAUGGCAGAGGAUAUUAUCCGAACAUACCAGACUUUACAUAUCAUGAAGACUUGGAGUUUCUCUGCAUUGGACAGCCCAUGUACAAUUUCCUAUCGACGUCAAGGCACCCUGAAAAGCAGACGCCGAUGCAUCAGGAACGAGGCUUCCUUCGCAUCAAGCCUGGGACAAAUGAGCUGUCUUUCGUCGUGAGCCACAACUUUGGCCUGACUUCACUCGAAGAGGGACUGUGUGAGACAGAGACACAUCAAGUAAUUUUAGAAACAGUUAAUUUAUCUAGAAUUUCAUUUGCUAAACCACCCUUUGUGAAAAAAAUUAAGAGGGUUUUCAAACUACUGAGUGAUGAUCACUUGGAAGCAACAUUGUAUAUGGAAACUGAUACUACACCAAUGAGUGAACAUUUGAAAGCAGUUUACAAAAAAAUUCAAUAGAUUUUAUUUUAAUAUACACAUACAACUAUAGCAUUGUCUGCCAUUGGGAGCUGUCAAGUAAGACAAUUCAGAUUCCUUCCACAUUCUAUUAAAACCUUAGAUAAAGGGGUCUACUGUAUGAUAUUGUUUAUAGGGAGGGGGUCUUGUGAGGCUCAUUCAUUACUGACAGCAAAACAGUUCAUUAGUGCCCUUGAUGUAGACAUCACAGCUAAGGCAUCAGAUAUUUUGAAAUCUAUUUAUUCAAUAUGAUGAUGAGGAAUGGAAAACGCCAUUGACUUAUUAAAAAAAAUUUGUUAAAUGUUAUGGAUACCAUUACAUUAAAGAAACUGAUUUUUAUGUAAAAAUUCAACCUGUGUUCCAAGGUUGAAUUUUUAGUGUCUGUUAAUUGUUGAACAAUGUCUUAUUUAUUCAGAAUAAAAUAAUUAGUGGGGAAUAUUAUCAAAUGUAGUCAUGUAUUGGAGAAACAAUUUAAGUCCACUAAUAUGGUUCAGGUAUAUUAUAAGCGGUGAAAAAAUAUUGGAAUAGAUAGGAAUAUUGCAUGGCACAUGUGAGUGAACAAAACAAUGUUAACAGCUAUUCAUGUUUUCACAACAUCACACAAGCGCACACACACACACACCAUCAAAAUGAUUUUCAUGAAAUGUUUAGAUGUAAAAUUUUCAAGGGUUUUUCAGAAAUAUUUUCCAUAUAUUGUGUUUCUCACGUUGAACACAUUUCAUAUUAAAAAAAAAACUAUUGGUCGCUAGUAGUAUCCAUGACUUUAUCCAUUUAAACUCCAGUUAUCGUUUA
This is a messenger RNA of Bombyx mori (domestic silkworm), 1344 nucleotides long. Its product is annotated as peroxynitrite isomerase THAP4. The record is from RefSeq and is a predicted model, not a curated record. NCBI's taxonomy places the organism in Eukaryota, Metazoa, Arthropoda, Insecta, Lepidoptera, Bombycidae. The transcript has 2 exons. Bases 64 to 555 code for a protein of 163 amino acids.